GUUUGUUCUUAGGUGACACUGUAGCGUGAUGGAUAAUAAAAACCCUAAUCAACAAAAAACUAACUCGAAAAUGGAAGAACUCUUCAUGGAAUGUGAAGAAGAAGAGCUGGAACCCUGGCAAAGGAAAAUAGAAGAAACUCAGAAUAAAGAUGAUGGUGGUGGUGGUGGUGAUGAUGAUGAUGAUGAUGAGCUGAUCUUUGUUGGAGAGGUAUCAAGUUCAAAGCCAGCCAUUUCAACUAUUUUGAACAGAGGCAACUCUAGCUCAUCUUCAAGGGGAAUAAAGAAUGAAGCACUUGGAACAGGAAUUUCUGAUACAUUCAAGUCUAAAAAUCAACACUAUAAAGACCCACCUUCAGAUCCAGUGGCUGGUUUACCUAGAUUUCAUCCUGAAUCUAAAUCUUCAGAAAGCCCACAUGCUGUUCAGAAUAUAUCUAAACCUGAACUUUCAAAGAAUUCAUCACGAGUUGAUUCGCAUGGUUCUUCAAUGUUUCUAUUUGACUUGACCAACGAUACAAUACCACUGUCCCCAGGCAUGCCAAAAAAGCUCUUGGAAGAGAUGGAUCAAACUUCAUUUGGAGUAACACAUCUCCCUGCUUCUAAAGUAAACAGUAUUAAUCCACCACAGCCAAAGACCAGUCAAGGUGUGUCUGAAACAAAUAUUUCCUUGGCAUUGUCUUCAAAGAAGUUUUCUUCUGAAGCAUCAUCUUCCCAGAUUGUGGUAACAACAGGUUCAAAUACCUCAUCUAACUCUAAAAAUGGAGCUCCUUUCCGAAAAUCUUGUCCAAAAUGCAACAUUCAGUUCAGACAUUUGACUGCUUUGAGAUCCCACAUGAAGCAUUGUUGCCCAGAUAUGGUAAAUAACUCCCUGGGAACUUUCAAUAUAGAAAUUUCAAGUGCUGACAAAGAUGAUGCUGGUUCUGAGAAAGGAAAAUUGAUCAUGGUAGUUAAUGAUUUUUAUUAUGGGAGACAUGAAGGAACCAUUGAGGAAGAACUGAAGACUUACACAAACUUUAAAUGUUUCAGUUGUUUGAAAGUUCUUAAAAAUAACAUUAGGUUCAUGAAUCACAUGAAACACCACUUGGAACUGGAGAAGCAGAACAAUGAGAGCUGGGAAAACCACACCACCUGCCAGCACUGCUACCGGCAGUAUCCCACACCCUUCCAGCUGCAAUGCCACAUCGAGAGUACACAUACUCCCCAUGAGUUUUCUACUAUUUGCAAAAUCUGUGAAUUGUCAUUUGAAACAGAGCAUAUUCUUUUACAACAUAUGAAGGACACUCAUAAACCUGGUGAAAUGCCAUAUAUUUGCCAGGUUUGCCAGUUUAGGUCAUCAAUAUUUUCUGAUGUAGAAACUCAUUUUCGAAUAGUCCAUGAAAACACUAAGAACUUGCUAUGUCCGUUUUGCCUCAAAGUUAGUAAAAUGGCAACUCCCUACAUGAAUCAUUACAUGAAGCAUCAGAAAAAAGGAGUUCAUCGUUGUAUGAAAUGCAGACUGCAAUUUUUGACCUACAAGGAAAAAAUAGAACACAAGGCACAGCACCGUACAUUUAUAAAGCCUAAGGAACUAGAAGGAUUGCUUCCUGGAACAAAAAUUACUAUCCGAGCUUCAUUGGGACCUGUUCAGGCACUAUCAAGUACAGAUUCCAGUUGUAUUCCAAGUACUUCUCUUCAGAUCUUACCUUCAACUUCUACGGGUGCAACUACUAAAAAUCUAAAGAAUCCUGCAAGUAAAUAUAAGACAAAUAAACAGCAAGCAAGUGUAUCUACUGCAGCUAAACCUAAUACAAGUAGGUCAAGCACAAAUACCUCCAAGUGCAAAGGCAAGCAGUCUUGCAAGCAAAGGAGACAGCGCAACAGAAAAAAUGCAAUCAGCAUAGCUUUGAAGAAUUUAAGGUAUUGUCAGGGAAUUCACAAGUGCAUUGAGUGUCAUUCCAAAAUAAAAGAUUUUGCAAGCCACUUUUCUCUAUCUUCCUAUUGUGAUCAUUGCAAGUACAACACUAACUGUAACAAAGCCUUCCUAAAUCAUACAGUGAGCUUUCAUGGCAGUCAGCCAUUGAAAUGGUUAUGCCUUUUUAAGAAGCAUUCGGGAGCUCUCAGGGGCAUCACUCUGGUUUGCCUUAAAUGUGAUUUCUUAACUGAUGCUUCUGGCUUAGACCGUAUGGCUAAACACUUAAGUCACCGUAAAACUCAUACUUGCCAAGUUAUAGUAGAGAAUGGUUUAUAUGUAAAACCCUUCUUCUGAUUUCAGUUUCUGAAAGUACCUCAACUUCUGAACCCACUUCUCACUGCUCCUGGAAAUAGAAUCCUGCUCUAUGGAGCUCGUGCAACCUGGUACAAGACAAGUUGAAAUGUCCAAAAUUCAAAGUGUUUUCUCAUACAAAGAUGGUUGAACAAGUUCAUAACACUAGCUCUCAUUCUUUAGCUCUUUGAAGCUUUCAAGCGGCACUAGAAUUUUAUUCUACUUUAUCUGUGUCAGAUUAACAUAUCUUAAUAAGUAUAGUUUUUCUGCAGUUGACUCUUUCCAAAAAUUCCUUUUGUUGCUAUUGUCUUUUUCGCUUUGCUUGAAAUAAUUUGUGUUUUUCUCUGUUAUACUUGCCUUCAGAAUAUUACAUUCCAAACAAUAUGGCUGUUCAUAUGUUUUUGUGUUUUGUCUGACUUCUUAAUUUCUUAUGUCUUAUCUGACCUUUUGUAGGUUACUUGAUUUUCCUUCAUUCCUUUUCUGUCAUUGUUCUAUUUUUCAGAUGUAGAAGCAACACAGAAACUUUACAAAAAUGUCUGGUGUAUUCCUGGACAGUAUCAUCCUUCAAUGGGAACAACUGAUACCUGUUCUCUUUCUAAGGAAAGUGAAUUAUUUGACUAUGAAUCCCCUUCCAAUUUGUGACCUUAAGAAAUCAGAACUUAGGAAGAGUUCCUUUCUGCCUGAAUGGCUUCUCAUAAUAAGGCUGAUGAUGAUUUGGCCAGUGAUGACCUCCAGAUCUACCAAAUUGAACACAGCUUUCUACUGAAAGGCUUUGGUGCUUGAGCUUGAGCUUGUGGCAUGAUUCUAACCAAGAAAAGCCCAUUUUAUCAGUAUUUCAACAUUCAAGUUCAAGUUUUUUUGUGCACGUCCUGGAACUUGAAUUCAAGGCCUGGGCACUGUCCAU
Dipodomys ordii (Ord's kangaroo rat) is the source of this 3143-nucleotide messenger RNA. RefSeq names its product zinc finger protein 280C (gene Znf280c). The transcript has 18 exons. The record is from RefSeq and is a predicted model, not a curated record. Gene Ontology annotation, biological process: regulation of DNA-templated transcription. Gene Ontology annotation, molecular function: DNA-binding transcription factor activity, RNA polymerase II-specific; RNA polymerase II cis-regulatory region sequence-specific DNA binding. NCBI's taxonomy places the organism in Eukaryota, Metazoa, Chordata, Mammalia, Rodentia, Heteromyidae. The coding region runs from base 29 to 2242 and encodes 737 amino acids.